Molecule: messenger RNA, 5397 nt
Organism: Gambusia affinis (western mosquitofish)
Lineage: Eukaryota; Metazoa; Chordata; Actinopteri; Cyprinodontiformes; Poeciliidae
Gene: arhgap23b
Product: Rho GTPase activating protein 23b
Exons: 24
Coding region: 370-4767 (1465 amino acids)
Biological process (GO): signal transduction
Molecular function (GO): protein binding
Source: RefSeq, a predicted model, not a curated record
GCGAAACAGCGGAGAGAGAGAGCUGAGUGAGCAGGAGGAGGAGGGUAGGGAGUGAGCAGAGUGAGGACAGAUUAAAACCAAGCAGGAAUAAAGGGAACACCAUCAUAUUCUCCUUGUUUUAGUUGUCAGCAAAAUGGAUUGGUACACCACAGACACUGUGGAGAGGAAGUAGCUGAUCAGACAGGGAGGAAAAGGAAAAAAGCUGGAGCAGGAGGGCAGGCUUUCCAGAGGAGGAUAUGUGCUGCAGCGUGUGGGUUACCAACACUUUAUGCAUUACGGCAGUGAAAUGUGUAAAGUAACCUCUAACAUCCCAGUCUCGCAGCUGAUGAUGCAGAGGACUAACAGUGAGAGGAUUUCCUGCUGAACACAAUGGCCCAGACUAAAGGCCAGAAUGAUGGGAUUGUGUCAUCCGACAAAAACAGAAGCAACCAGCUUCCAUCAACUGAAGUGGCAGCCAUGUCACAGGAAGGCCCACAGACCAUCGUUCUCCAGAAGAACUCACAAGGUUUUGGCUUCACUUUGCGCCACUUCAUUGUGUACCCACCAGAGUCGGCCCUCCAAAGCCUCAAGGAUGAAGAAAAUGAAAAUUUACCAGGAAAAUUGGAGAGUCAGCAAGCUUGCUUGGAGCCAAUGGACACCAUUUUUGUGAAAAGUGUGAAAGAGAAUGGCCCUGCUCAACAAGCUGGACUGUGUAUUGGAGACCGACUGGUGAAGGUUAAUGGGGAGAGCAUUCUGGGGAAAACCUACUCUCAGGUUAUCGCACUCAUCCAAAACAGUGAGAACCUUUUGGAGCUCACUAUUAUGCCAAAAAAUGAGGAUGUGUUGCAGUUGGUAAGUAUGUACUCCCAGAAUGUCAACUCCAAAGGUGUUAAACCGUACUCAGGUGAGACCCAGAACCCUCCAGAACCUCCACAUCUCUGCUCCCUGGCCUCUGGUGUGAGCUCCACCAUGCAGCAUCCCACUUCCAACCCUCUGGACAACUGGCCGCACAAUGGCAGAAGUGCCAUCUCACCACUGGACAACCAAGCCCCUGUUACCUCUACCGCCACCUCGGGCCAACCACAAGCUCCAGAGGGUUCCAGCAGACAUUUUGCUCCACCAUGGCAACACCAGGAUGGCAAUUAUGCAAGCCUGAAUGCAUUUGACUUCCAUUUUGCUAACCAUAAUGCUGCCAUCACCUCUGCAACGCUGCCUCCACCUCGAAGGAGCAGACUGCAGGCCUCUUCACGUGCUCACAGCGAUGCACUCUACCACCAGGCUCUGUCAGACUGGUACUACAGCCAAGCAGAGGCAGCAGAACACAUUUCCCCCCGACAAUUAGGUGUAUCUCAGGACUAUCUAGCCGAGCCGCACCUGGGUUCGGCACCCAGGCCCAGAUUUAUACCCAGCCCUAUGACCUUUGCAGAACACCACAGAAGAGAAACCUUCCUCCAUCAUCAGCAAGCAGCAGGUGCUAUCCAUGACUCCUACUGGCUAGGUGGCUGCGGCACUGGAUUGGGUACUGCUAGAAAAUCAUGCUCAGAGAGUCUGCUGGCAGCCUAUGCUGAAUAUGAGCACAAUUAUGGCCGCUCCGUGGAAACACUGGCAGAGGCCUCGGCUCUGGUCUCACAACAUUAUGAACAGACUUCACCAAAUUCCCAAAUGACAUGUAAAAGAGAACAGAAGAAGCAAAAAGCUCCAGAAGGACAUGAACAUAAAACUACAGUGUUGGCUUCCCCCACCGUGCCACUCGGCCACAUGCAGUCAGCUCAGCAGGUGGCGGAGCCCCAAACAAGAUGGCUGGAAGAAGAGGAAGUGGUGGGCUACAGAAGCUACAGCCCCUCAUUUUACCACGAAGAGGGACAUCUCCUCCAGCAGGCCCACUCUUUCAGAGAGCCUACUUACAGUGGCCCUCACCUCAACUGGGGGUCUGGCACCAGAAGAGAGGGUGCCUUUUCCUGUCUCCAAUCUACUCCUGCACCUCGAACUUUAGAGGAGAAGACAAAGCAGCUAAGAGAUGACAGAGAGGUCAUCUCCUCCGUGUCCCCAGUUCAAGAGGUGGUCCUGAGGCAAAGGCCCCCAUUUACCUGUCAGACACCCUUUCAGGCUAACUCCACUCCCACCAUAUCACCGGAAGCAUCUGGUUGGAUCCGGGCAGCCAGAACAAUUCCUGUCCCUCAAGAAACUGGGUCCAGCCGCAGAGUUAAUGGUAGCCUUGCCCAUGCCUUUAAUUCCCUGUCCUCCAUUCCUUUCAUAGAUUAUCCUGUCAGUCCCAAUGUUGACCACCAAGCCUGCUGUGUGUCGGCUCACUCUGUUGUGUCCAGAGGGGCUGGGGUCACCUUCACCUCUGUGGCCCCGUCCUCCGUCUCCCCCACUGUCCGACUUCGCUCUCAGGACUUCAGAAGCUUUAAAAGUCGCCGCUCCUCUUACCUGCUGGCCAUCACCACUGAGCGAUCCAAGUCCUGCGAUGAAGGACUCAACACUUACAGGGAUGAGAGCAGAGUCUUCUCUAAAUUACCAAAGAGAGUCAAGAGCUUUUUCACUGAUGGGUCUUUGGACAGUUUGCGAGCCCAGGAGGAUCCCUGCUCGAAGCGCCACUCCACAUCAGAGCUGGGUGUCAUCACCUUUAGUGAUGUCCGGAAGGAGGGCUGGCUACACUACAAACAGAUCCUCACAGAAAAGGGAAAGAAGCUAGGAGGCAGCAUGCGGCCUUGGAAACGUGUCUUCAGUGUGCUUCGCCAUCACUCCCUUUUCCUUUACAAAGACAAGCGUGAAGCUGUGCUGCAUGGCGCCGGGGCAGGCAGCAGCCAGGAUGAACAUCCACCAGUCAGUAUUCGAGGCUGCCUGAUUGAUAUUGCCUACAGUGGAACCAAACGAAAGCACACCCUGAGGCUGACCACGCAGGACUUCUGUGAGUACCUGCUGCAGGCUGAAGACCGGGACGACAUGCUGGCGUGGAUCAGGGUCAUCAGAGAGAACAGCAAAUCAGAUAAUGAGGAGAUUGGACAAGUUCUAAUCAACAAGAAGCUGAAUGACUACAGGAAACACAGCCUGACAGGCAACAAGUCAGAUUCCUCCCCCAGAGCCCAUCGCAUGGUGCCUGACUUCCUCCUGGCAAAAACAGACAAUACUUCAGGGAACCGAACCUCAAGAGCUGAUGACAACAAGGCCCUGUGGGGUAUCAACCUCAUGAAGAAAACAAAGAAACCAGGCUGUCCGAAAGCCUUUGGGGUGAGACUGGAGGACUGCCAGCCAGCUGUUAACCAUAAAUUUGUCCCUCUGAUUGUUGAGAUGUGCUGCGGUGUGGUGGAGUCCUCUGGUCUGGAGUACAUGGGGAUCUACCGCGUGCCUGGGAACAACGCCAUGGUGUCAAGUCUGCAAGAACACCUCAACAAGGGCCUGGACAUCAACACUGCUGAAGAGAGAUGGCAAGAUCUGAAUGUCAUCAGCAGCCUGCUUAAAUCAUUCUUCAGAAAACUGCCGGAGCCUCUGUUCACUGACGACAAAUAUAACAGCUUCAUUGAUGCCAACCGGAUAGAAGCGGCUGAUGACAGACUGAAGACCAUGAAAAAACUGAUCCAUGACCUCCCAGAUUAUUAUUACCAUACCCUUAAGUUCCUGGUGAGUCACUUGAAGAUGGUGGCAGACCACUCUGAAAAGAACAAGAUGGAGCCAAGAAACCUGGCUCUGGUGUUUGGUCCCACUCUGGUGAGGACGUCAGAGGACAAUAUGACUGACAUGGUUACCCACAUGCCUGACCGUUAUAAAAUAGUGGAGACACUCAUCCUUCAUCAUGACUGGUUCUUCUGUGACGGUGAGCUGGAUCAGGACAAUACGGUCCCUGAGAGUAAGCGGGACAUUCAACCUGUCCCUAACAUCGAUCACCUGCUGUCAAACAUUGGCAGGCCGGGCAUGCCUGGGGACGCUUCAGAUUCCACCACCAGUGAUUCAAUUAAACUGAAGAUUUCUUCCACUUCCAAGAAAGAUCUGAAUGCCAGGGACUUCCUUCCCAAGUCCAUCAUCUCUGCUGUGACCCGCAAACGUAAAAAAUGCCUCAGCACCCAUCUAGUAGUCGGCAGUGGUGAUGAGGACUCUGAGCAUGAACUGGUCAAAAACACAAGCUACAGAGAGAGAGAUGAAGGUCCCCUUGAUGGAAGGGAACCGCAAGAACCGGUCCAGGGGGAACACGCCUGCUCCAAAAAGGAAAAGAGACAUGGAGUGGAACAUGUGCAGACAUCUGAAGAGGGAAAAGAAGAAGAAACAGUUGUGAGGAAGGGAGCAGUCAGAGGGGGCGGUGCUUUCCCUAUUUCUCAGCAGAUCCAUAGCAAAUAUCCAAAACCUCCAGCAGCAACAAGCCCACCAUCACAUACCAAGAGUCCAAGCGAUGCCAAUGAACGUCCCAGCAUUCCAUUCUGGAUUUCCCCCAGCUGCCCCCCCUCUUUGCAGACCUCCAGUUGCCUUACAGAGUGGAGUCAGGCAGCCAGUACAGGCAGGCCUGCUAGGACCAGGGCCACCUCCAUUAACCUGGAGCUGGACUGGGGCCAGGAGAUUGGCACAGGUCAGACAUCAGAUAGGGUAAAGGUGAUCAGAGCUGGGGAAGUGCUAGCAGCUCAGUGUGGAUUUCUUCAACAGAGAUCCGCCACAGCAGGCUCAGCUCAACAUCCCCUUCCUGCUUUCUCCUCUACUUCAGGAUGGACUGAUCAGCGAUCCUCCUCUGUGGUGCUACGGUCAGCUCCAGAUUCUCAAGGCAGGAGGAGAGCAUGGCGUCGCCACACUGUGGUCAUUUAAGCCAACUUUUAAUUCUACUAAAACAGAAAAGUUUACUCGCCAACAUCUGCUCAACUGUUUGUCUCUCAAACCGUGAUGCUGCGCCCCUUUUUACGCAUUCUGGAUCUCAUGCCUCAAAAAUCAGACUUUUACUAGCUGUUAAAAUGUUGUAAACAUAAGAACAGAAUAUCUUAAUUUAUUUAACAAACAAAAAUCUAAAAAUGUGUGUUAAAAAAAGUCUAUCUUAACUACUUACUUGGGAAAGCAGUAAAACUGGCCUACUUAUCACAUGCAGUAAUAAAUUGUUCAUCAGUUUUCUACAGCCGGAGGUUGAUAGGCUGUCUCCAGAUGGGACCUUUACCAUCAGGAGAGAGCAGAGGCCAAGCAGAACUGCAGCCAAAUCAACCAACUCUGACUCCCCAGGUGGUUUUCCAAGUUUUGACCUUCCAGCCCUCAGCUGUAGUUUAUUAAUAAUUAGAUAGAUCUGACCCAAACUUUUCUGCCAAGACAACUCGAUCUCUGUGCCCUUCUUGAUGUACUAUGAUUUUGCAGAGGCCUGUUUUGUAUUUGUUGUCUAAAUCUUUCCUAACCUUUGUAUAUGAAACAAAUAAUUAAUUAAAUUAUUUCUUUUGGACAUGAUUUGGUCUGUUG